Rotaria sp. Silwood1 is the source of this 1170-nucleotide messenger RNA. The record is from the annotation of a GenBank genome assembly. NCBI's taxonomy places the organism in Eukaryota, Metazoa, Rotifera, Eurotatoria, Philodinida, Philodinidae.
AUGAUUACUAAUGAUAAUGUCCAUCCAUUACGUGGGAGUUCAAUUGACAUUCAUCCGAAUGCUCGAUGGCAACAAAAUGGUAUCACUGUAGCUGGAGGAAAUCGACAAGGCAAUGGAAUCAAUCAACUCUCAGACCCAUUGGGUUUGUAUGUUGAUGAUGAUCAAACUGUCUAUGUCGCCGACCAAUCGAAUCAUCGUAUUGUGGAAUGGAAACGAGGUGCAACAAGUGGCCAAGUGGUUGUCGGUGGAGAUGGACAAAGAAGUGGAGAUCAUCGAUUGGAAGACCCAACAGAUGUGAUUAUCGACAAAGAGAGAGAUAGUCUCAUCAUAUGCGAUGUUUCGAAUGGAAGAGUGGUUCGAUGGCCUCGUCGAAAUGGGACAAGUGGAGAAACAAUCAUAUCCAACAUCUAUUGUUUGGGUUUGACAAUGGACGAGAAUGGAUCUCUCUAUGUCACUGAUGUUGGAAAAGAUGAAGUGAGACGAUAUCGAAGAGGAGAAUCUCAAGGAACAGUGAUUGCAGGUGGCAAUGGAUAUGGAAAUCGUCUCGAUCAACUCUCUUACCCCACACAAGUAUUCGUCGAUCGAGAUCAUUCAGUGUACGUAUCUGAUGGAUCAAAUCAUCGUGUGAUGAAAUGGAUAGAAGGUGCAAAACAAGGCAUUGUUGUGGCUGGUGGUCAAGGAAAAGGAAAUGACCUUACACAAUUGUCAGAUCCUCGAGGAGUCGUUGUCGAUCAAUUGGGCACUGUCUAUGUGGCUGAUGAAGGGAAUAAUCGAAUCAUGCGUUGGCCUAAAGGAGCCACACAAGGAAGUGUCAUUGUUGAUGGAAACGCUAGUGGAGGAGAAUCAAACCAACUCAAUUAUCCCAUUGGUUUGUCAUUCGAUCGACACGGUGAUGAAAAUGGUAUCCGCAGUGAAAGUAUUUUAAUAAAAUUGAAGGCGAAAAAGUUAUCAGAAAAAAAAUUUGUCGCUGCAGCAUAUUUUUUAGUAACAUAUGAAGAUCGUCUCAGUGGAAAUUCUGAAGAAAAACAACGGAUUGAUAUCCAUGUAAAUGAUGAGAUUAAUUAUGCACAUUGCGGUAUUCGAAAAGGUAUUCUACUAGUUAAUUAUGUUACUCUUUUAAAAAAUGGAUCAUCAAUGAACGAGGACACAAAUAUCAUCACAGAAAAAUAG